Messenger RNA from Mya arenaria, 777 nucleotides. RefSeq names its product enhancer of split m8 protein-like. Lineage: Eukaryota; Metazoa; Mollusca; Bivalvia; Myida; Myidae. The record is from RefSeq and is a predicted model, not a curated record. The transcript is spliced from 3 exons. Gene Ontology annotation, cellular component: nucleus. Gene Ontology annotation, molecular function: DNA-binding transcription factor activity, RNA polymerase II-specific; protein dimerization activity; RNA polymerase II cis-regulatory region sequence-specific DNA binding. Bases 1 to 777 code for a protein of 258 amino acids. Gene Ontology annotation, biological process: regulation of neurogenesis; regulation of transcription by RNA polymerase II; anterior/posterior pattern specification.
AUGGCUGAUAUGCGUGAUUCCACGAGAGAGGUCUCCUCGUAUCUCAGAAAGGUUCGGAAGCCGCAACUGGAGCGAAAACGCCGUGAGAGAAUGAACGCGAGUAUUAAUCGGCUCAAACUACUCAUCGCCGACACCAUCCGCCAACAGAUGGCACCUAUGACUCGAGUAGACAAGGCGGACGUCCUGGAACUCACCGUCUUCCACCUAACGCGUCUGCAGCAGUGUCAACGCGCCACCAGAGUUGCUUCUGAGGCCACCGCCGCCUCCUUCAAUGCCGGUUUUCGGGACUGCGCACGGGAGACCGUAACACUCCUUGGCACCAACAACGCAACCGAUACAAACCUGACAACCAGCGUGAGCGACCAUCUCCACGGCGUGUAUAUAGAAAAGACGAAAUUGGUCGAGGAGAGUCGGCUUACAAAAACAAAGGUUCAGUCGUCGUCUACUCAUGUUCAUCCAGCCCAGGACCAGCACAUGUUCAUGUCCACGCCAAGGAGAGUUGAUGACCGAAUAGACAGUCACAAAUCACCCAUGGAUACUCCGGAAUUUUCACCGAUCUCACGACUUUUAGAAGGCCAGUGUGACGUCAGCAUUCAUUUCUCCAGCGUUUCAGGUUCAAGCUUCAACAGCGACGAGUCCGGAUUUUCCAGUCUCAAUGUGUCAUCUGGCGCCCAGUCACGUGACUCUCUAGCAUUUGGAGGCGAAGUUUCUAUUGGUGAAAACACGGGAGAUAAAAUAGGUCACGUUAUUAAAGACAAUUUGUGGCGCCCGUGGUAA